Messenger RNA from Aspergillus tanneri, 1167 nucleotides. Its product is annotated as cysteine hydrolase family protein. The record is from RefSeq and is a predicted model, not a curated record. The transcript is spliced from 4 exons. NCBI's taxonomy places the organism in Eukaryota, Fungi, Ascomycota, Eurotiomycetes, Eurotiales, Aspergillaceae. Bases 1 to 1167 code for a protein of 388 amino acids.
AUGGCUGACCCCACUGAUCUGAAUCUGGAUGCGCCGAGCGAUCUCCAAGAUAUCCCAGAGAUGUCAAUGCAACUUCUUCCCCCUCCGGAAGGGACAUAUCCGGACAAGGCCUCUCUUCUGGCGGCUGUCCAGGCUCACGGCAAAGCGCAUGGAUACAAUGUGGUGGUCAAGUCGUCUAGUACACCCACUGAAAAGAAACCGGGACGCACAGCAAAGGUUUGGCUCCGGUGCGAUCGGGGCGGACACUAUCGUCCACGGAAUGGUCUUACCGAAGAGACCAGGAAGCGACGGCGAACCUCGCGGUUGAUGGAUUGUCCAUUCAUGCUGGUUGCAGCUGGAACUCCUGGUAUUUGGACGUUGACCGUAUUGAACCCGACUCACAACCAUGGCCCGGUUAUUGAGAAGCCUCGACAAGUUCCUCAUCACAAGGUCCGGAAGGGCCAGAUCGCAGCGGUACCUUAUGACUGGCCGCAUGAUGCCACUCUGACGCCGUAUACGACGGCGUUAGUCAUUAUUGACAUGCAAAAGGAUUUCUGUUCACCCGGUGGCUAUAUGGAAUACCAGGGUUUCGAUAUUUCAGCAACGCAGGCACUCGUUGUCAAGUUGCAGCAGCUUUUGAAUGUGUUUCGCUCGUCUGAAUUCCCGGUUUACCACACGCGCGAAGGCCACCGGCCCGACUUGUCCACGCUGCCGAGUCGAGAGGCAUAUCGGUCCCGAAACAAUGCGCCUGGAGUGGGGAUUGGUUCUCAGGGACCGCUAGGGCGCCUUCUCAUCCGCGGGGAGGUCGGACACGACACGGUCGACGAACUAUAUCCGAUCCCCGGGGAGCCCGUGAUUGACAAGCCGGGACGUGGGGCAUUUGCGCACACGGACUUUGAACUCCUUCUUCGGAACAAGGGAAUCAAGAACCUGAUCCUGGCGGGAGUGACGACGGACGUGUGCGUGUCCACAACGAUGCGGGAAGCCAACGAUCGUGGGUUCGACUGCGUGAUCCUCGAAGACGGCACGGCGGCCAGUGAGCCAUCGCUCCAUGUCAGCGCGCUAGAGUCAGUGAAGAUGGAGGGGGGGAUCUUCGGAGCAGUGGCUAAGAUGGAGGAUGUGAUUCAUGCGGUGGAGAAUUUCAAGACUGUUACAGUGAAGAAGCUGGCUCCACAGAUGACGGUAUAG